This is a messenger RNA of Cynoglossus semilaevis (tongue sole), 5138 nucleotides long. It is a transcript of the gene nrp2a, whose product is annotated as neuropilin 2a. Gene Ontology annotation, molecular function: semaphorin receptor activity; vascular endothelial growth factor receptor activity. Gene Ontology annotation, cellular component: axon; postsynaptic membrane; glutamatergic synapse. The record is from RefSeq and is a predicted model, not a curated record. The transcript is spliced from 19 exons. NCBI's taxonomy places the organism in Eukaryota, Metazoa, Chordata, Actinopteri, Pleuronectiformes, Cynoglossidae. Gene Ontology annotation, biological process: angiogenesis; vascular endothelial growth factor signaling pathway; axon guidance. Bases 715 to 3459 code for a protein of 914 amino acids.
GCUGCUCCAGUCAAAAGCACGAGCUCUUCCACAUGCAUCCCACACUCGCUCUCACACGCUCACGGACACGCACACACACAUACACACACACACCUCAGAGUGUCUGUUGUGGAGAAGGCGCUGAUUCUCAGGCUGCACGGAUCCUCCACGCGUGGACCGCUCACAGAGAAGACGUGUUUUUUUUUUACGUUUAAACCCAGGAGUGCAGCACCUCUGUAUUUCAACCAUCUGUGACUUCUGUUUUUAGAGCAGUGACCACUUCACACCGACAGCUCCUCACACAGGGGAUCCGAGCGCCGUGUGCGCAACGUUACGCAGGGACGCGCUGUUUGGAACCCGGAGCUUGACGCGCGUUGGAGCCGCUAUUUAAGACUCUCCAGGAGCGCAGGAAGUCAAGGCUGAAGCCUCCACAGCUGCCGUGGAGCCGUCAGUGUCUGAUCCAGGAGUUUGUCCGUUUUCUGCCUGCGCUUCUUGAAUGAAAUCCGGCGCCACGUCGUUUCAUUGAAUGGACAAAUUAGAUCUAAAAAACCGAGAAGUUCCUCAGUGACAUGUAGCUGUUACAGCUCCCUCCUCCUGUGGGAUUAUCACUGAAUUCAUUUGGACUCUGAUCCCAAAGGGGUCUGGAUUUUUAAUUCCCUGUUUGUCCAUCCUUGACUUUCUUAUCUUAAAAGAAAACAGUUGUGUGGAAACCCGAGGAAAAAAACAACUUCCAAGAUGGAUUUUGUGCCAUCGCUGGUUGGAUUUUUGUUGGCAUUAAUGGGUCAUCUGGCGCUGAGGGUCAGAGGAGAAGAGGCAUCACCGUGUGGAGGCAUGCUGGAUGCCAAUGAGGCGGGUUACAUCACCUCUCCUGGUUACCCCCUGGAGUACCCCCCACACCAGAACUGUCACUGGGUCAUCACCGCACCAGAGCCCUCACAGCGCAUCGUCCUCAACUUCAACCCACACUUUGNNNCUGAACGUGUUCCCUGCAGGUACGACUACAUCGAGAUCCGGGACGGGACUUCAGAAACUGCUGACGUUCUGGGUCGACACUGCAGCAACAUCGCUCCUGCGCCCAUCAUCUCCUCUGGCCCCUCCCUUCAGAUCAGAUUUGUGUCUGACUACGCCCACCAGGGGGCAGGAUUCUCGCUUCGCUAUGAAAUCUUCAAAACCGGGUCGGAAUUCUGCUUCCGUAAUUUCACCAGCUCCUCUGGAAUGAUCGAGUCACCGGGGUUUCCGGAUAAAUACCCCCACAAUCUGGAGUGUUCCUACAUGAUCAUUGCACCGCCUCGCAUGGACAUCACCCUCACCUUCCUUACCUUCGACCUGGAGAAUGACCCCCUACUGGUGGGAGAAGGAGACUGCAAGUACGACUGGUUGGACGUUUGGGACGGUCUGCCACAAGUGUCUCCUCUGAUUGGACGCUACUGUGGGACCAAGAUCCCUCCAGAGAUCCAGUCGUCCUCCGGCCUGCUGUCCCUCUCCUUCCACACGGACAUGGCCGUGGCCAAGGACGGCUUCUCUGCCCGCUACAACAUGACGCACAAAGAAGUCAGCGACUCCUUCCACUGCAGCAUGGCUCUGGGGAUGGAGUCGGGAAAGAUCAGCGAUGACCAGAUCAGCGCCUCAACUACAUUCUACGACAGCCGCUGGCUGCCACGACAGGCACGCCUCAACAACAACGACAACGCCUGGACACCGGCGGAGGACAGCAACAAAGAGUACAUCCAGGUUGACCUCCAAUUCCUGAAGGUGCUGACGGGCAUUGCCACACAAGGAGCCGUUUCUAAGGAGACGCAGAAGUCCUACUAUGUCACCACCUUCAAACUGGAGGUCAGCACCAACGGGGAGGACUGGAUGGUCUACAGACACGGAAAGAACCACAAGAUUUUCCACGCCAACACUGACCCAGCUGAGGUUGUUCUCAACCGAGUCCCACAGCCGGUUCUGGCCCGGUUUGUUCGCAUCCGACCACAGACCUGGAGAAACGGCAUCGCCCUGCGCUUUGAGCUCUACGGCUGUCAGAUCACAGAUGCUCCAUGUUCAGACCUGCAGGGUCUCCUCUCCGGCCUGUUACCUGAUGCACAGAUCUCAGCCUCCUCCAGCAGGGACAUGGUGUGGAAUCCCAGUACUGCUCGUCUGGUGGCCAGUCGCUCCGGUUGGUUCCCAGGCCCCGCGCAACCUCUGUCUGGGGAGGAGUGGCUGCAGGUGGAUCUCGGCGUUCCUAAAACGGUGCGUGGUGUCAUCACUCAAGGAGCCAGGGGAGGAGAUGCCGGGAGUGGAGCCACCACUGAUAACCGGGCAUUUGUUCGGAAGUACAAAGUGGCUUACAGCCUGAAUGGAAAAGAAUGGAAUUUCAUAAUGGACAGCAAGACAAGUCUUGCCAAGAUUUUCGAGGGGAACACGCACUACGACACACCAGAACUACGGCACUUUGAGGAGACGGUGGCACAGUACAUUAGGCUGUAUCCGGAACGCUGGUCUCCUGCAGGGAUCGGGAUGAGGGUGGAAAUUCUAGGCUGUGACCUUCCAGAAAUCACCACCCCGGCUGGCACCGUCACGCCAACUCUACCCGCCGACUUGGAGACCACCACUGUUCCCGUGUCAACCACAGUCUCCACCUCUCCUGCGGCGGACAGCGCCUGUGACUUUGACCACGGCCUGUGUGGGUGGACCCACGACCCCACUGCCCCCCUCUUCUGGUCUCUUCACAGCCACGAGCUCAACAGCUACCUCUACAUGGACGCCAGCCUCAAGACAGAGCAGCAGCGGGCUCGCCUCCUCGGCCCCGUGGUGCCGGCAGAAACCGGACCUCUCUGCCUCCUCUUUUCCUACCAGCUGUGGGGCGAGGCCCAGGGCCACCUCAGGGUUCUACUGCGAGACGCCCACAACGAGGAGACUCUGCUCUGGACGCUGAAGGAUGACCAGGGUCCAGUUUGGAAGGAGGGUCGCACCAUCCUGCCACGGUCUCCAAAAGAUUUCCAGGUUGUGAUGGAGGGUUUCUUUGCACACGGCACCAGGGGACAUAUCUGGAUAGACAACGUCCACAUGAGCUCCAGCACCCCACUGAAGGAGUGCACCCAACCCUUCACUGCGUUUCCUCCUGAGAAUCCAGUGAGGAGACCCAACAAAGUAGGAGACGGACGUCUUUUCAGUGGCAGAGACCCUCUAGGAGGAGGUUUACAGUUCCCAGAGAACACUGCCUCUCCGUCAUCUGAGCCUCCGGUGACCAGCGUCUCAGAGAAGGACAACUCGUGGCUCUACACCCUGGACCCCAUCCUGGUGACCAUCAUCGUCAUGAGCUCACUGGGUGUCCUGCUGGGUGCCAUCUGCGCCGGCCUCCUCCUGUACUGCACCUGCUCCUACAGCGGCCUGUCGUCCCGCUCCUCCACCACCCUGGAGAACUACAACUUUGAGCUGUAUGACGGCCUGAAGCACAAAGUCAAACUGAACCAGCAGCGCUGUUGCACCGAGGCCUGAGGGGGGAGACGGGAGACGGGAGACCGAGGCUCUCACUGGUUUUCUUCAUUUCCUCCGGUUCACUUUAGUGUCAGUUUACUUUCUGGAUGGUGCAGAUUCCUGGACAGUGGGAAGCCUGUUUCCUGUUUGGGAAAACUCCACUCAACACUGUCUGGUGAUGUUUUUGUGGUGAAAGAGCCAAUAAGAGAGAGAGAGCGAGAGAGAGAGAGAGAGAGAGACUAUGGCUCUGACCCACACAAGCUGUUCCAUACUAAUAUCUACACAUAUCAAUGACAGACCAGGACAGACCUGUUCACCACAUCAUCACAGACUCAUCAGAGGUUCAGUGUUGAACCUGGAUACUGUAAGCUACACCUACUGGCUCUACAAACACAUUGUGGCGUCAGUCAGUCAGAACGGUGGUAGGUUAGGAAAACGUGCUUAGAAAGCCUUGUCAAUUUUUUCCAUCACGUGUAAACCCCGUGGCCUAGAACGUAGCUCCUCCGCGUGGCACGUUGACUUUCUCCUCCUGGUUCUGUUUUAGACUGGGCUCCUGCUGCCGAUCAGCCCAGCUUUUCCUCUUAGUUCCCGACAGUCUGUGGUAUUUUUAGUGGACUGACGUCUCUCCAGCUUGUCUUUACUGUUCAAUGUUUUUGUUCUGACCUUUUGCCAAGUCAGAGACAGCAGAUACAUAGGAGAGGAGGAGAAGAAGAAGAAGAAGAAAAAAAAAGCAGGAGUCAAGAAAAUGUAUGUGAGUAGACGUAGGGUUGGGACGGCGGGAGGAUUUUGAAGCACGUCGUUCUAAUGACGGAGAGAUGUUUAUGUUAUAUUUAGUUGUCAGAGGCUGUUGUUACUGGUUCCUGUCAACGUGAAAGGUCAUGUUUACAUUGUGGUUUAUGCUAAAAGGUCAAGGAGCUUUGAUCGCUGCAACCUAUGGAUUGCUGGUUAGAGCAGAAACUUUGGCAUAGAAGAAACAGAGAGAGAGAGAGAGAGAGAGAGAGAGAGAGACUAUGAUUACCACAGCACUAAAAUCCUCUCGUUCUCUUCCCCUGGAGAAUAUUCUCUAUUUUCGCAAGGACAAGACGAUAAAAAAAACAUGGGAUCAAAAACAAAUGCACAGCAGGAAACACUGUCCUCCGACGUUUGACAGACUGACGGAGUGUGUGGACGAGAGACACACUCGUGCACACACAUACACAAGCCUUAAAAACAAGGGGAAAUGGAAACGCGUGACACUGAGGAAACACUGAGACUGGAGACGAGAGGACCUCUCUCUGCCUCUCUCUCUCUCUUUUUUUUUCCUUUUUUUUUUUUUUUUUACAUGUGGACCUCAAAAGCCAUGAUAGAAAGGACCUAACCCCUUCUCCACCCCCAAGAAUGGUGACAAGCAUCGACACACACACACACACACACACACGUAAUCCCACCCACCAUCCACCUCCAGCCUGAAGAAUCUUCAGAGGAGGACGUGUUUUAAAAAACAGUCAAAAUCUCAGCAUUGACUGCAAAUGGGCAACAAGCCACAAGGCAGGAAGUUGCACACGUGCACACAAACAUGCACAUGCACUCAUUGUGUCACUGGCGUAUAUACAGAUGUGUAAACAAAACACGCCUCCUCUCAAACAUGUCAGAAUUUGGACAAACACUGAAAAGACCAACAAAAUGAAGGAAGUAUCUGCUGCUGCUGAUGAGAGAGGUUU